GACUCGUAAUAAUACGGCGAAGACACCAAAGAAGAAGAAGCAGAAGCAGAAGUUUCCGGUGCAACAGCUAGGCAUCAUCAUGCCUACUGCUGUGAUUAUGGAGGAAAAUUUUGAUAAACUAUUAGAGCAGUGUGAAGCCCAAGAGCUUGAGGCUCCAGGGGGCAUUGCAACACCUCAGGUCUACGCUCAGCUGCUGGCGCUCUAUUUACUUAAUAAUGACAUGAAUAAUGGCAGGUAUCUGUGGAAGAGGAUUCCCCAAGCAAUAAAGUCGGCAAAUCCAGAAUUAGCAGCUAUAUGGGCAGUGGGCCAGCGUAUUUGGCAGAGAGACUUUCCAGGGAUCUACACAGCCAUUGCUGCUUAUCAGUGGUCGGAGAAUAUUCUUCAUGUCAUGGAGGCCCUUAGAGAGAGCACACGGCAGCGGGCGUACAGCCUUGUGGCCCAGGCGUACACUUCCAUCGCAGCGGAGGAUUUUGCUGCUUUUGUGGGCUACUCUGUGGAAGAGGCGGUGAAGGGUGUGGUGAGCCAAGGCUGGCAGGCAGACGCCAACACCAGAAUGGUGAUGCCCAAAAAACCAGAUCCUCCCCCUGUCUCGUUGGUUCCAAAUGAGCAGCAGUUGGCCAGACUCACUGACUACGUGGCUUUUCUUGAGAACUGAUAACCCACCACAGCCACUGCCACCCGUUUUCACCCGCUCGGUACUGAGGGAGAAUACAAGACUCUUCAUCCUUCCUGCAGCCCUGGUUGAGACGUACAACCACCCCACCCCCCAUCAUCUUGCAUGAUUUCUCUGGGACAUAGCUAUUUAUGUUCAGCGACUAAUAAACCCUAUGCUCUUGAUGUGUUGAAAAUUUCAGACUGUGAUGUUGUACAUUUUUAUGCUCUUCGCGAACCCACCUGAUGUCUAGAUUUGGCCGUUUUUCAAAGGAAGCUUCAUUUUCCCGUCACCAACUAAUUCUUUCCUCCCAGCAGAAAUACACAAACCAGCUUGUACAGUCCACUCCUUCUGUUUUAGCAUUUAAAGUUGGCCUUGAUAUAAAUGUCAUCGGGUAACAGGAGUCUUGGCAUGCAUGCAUCACCGUACGGAGACCUCAUUUUGAAAUUUUAUGUUUUGACUGGUGAAUAAAUAUUUUGCUGUUUCUAUA
This is a messenger RNA of Haplochromis burtoni (Burton's mouthbrooder), 1142 nucleotides long. RefSeq names its product COP9 signalosome subunit 8 (gene cops8). The coding region runs from base 80 to 655 and encodes 191 amino acids. NCBI's taxonomy places the organism in Eukaryota, Metazoa, Chordata, Actinopteri, Cichliformes, Cichlidae. Gene Ontology annotation, cellular component: COP9 signalosome. The record is from RefSeq and is a predicted model, not a curated record. The transcript is spliced from 7 exons. Gene Ontology annotation, biological process: protein deneddylation; COP9 signalosome assembly.